This is a messenger RNA of Aspergillus heteromorphus CBS 117.55, 983 nucleotides long. RefSeq names its product ATP11 family protein. The transcript is spliced from 3 exons. The record is from RefSeq and is a predicted model, not a curated record. NCBI's taxonomy places the organism in Eukaryota, Fungi, Ascomycota, Eurotiomycetes, Eurotiales, Aspergillaceae. The coding region runs from base 8 to 925 and encodes 305 amino acids. Gene Ontology annotation, cellular component: mitochondrion. Gene Ontology annotation, biological process: mitochondrial proton-transporting ATP synthase complex assembly.
CAUCAACAUGGCCUCCCUCAGAUCCUCCGCCUUCCAGUCCUUGCUGAGGAGCCGCAACUCCUUCCUGCACUCCCAGCAGAAGCGCUGGGCCCAGGUCCACGAUGUCCGCUUCCUGGCCACACACCACGACCCCAACCAGGUCCUGGAGAGGUACCGGUCCAAGCUGAAGGAGAAAGCCCACCAAGAGGGCCACGAAAACGUCGACUCCCUGAAAGAAGCUUACCAGGACAAGAUCGACGAUCUUCGCCCUCGCGCCGCCACUGCUGCCAAGUCAACCGGCAUCAAGCCCCUCGACUCCUUCAUUGACGUCGAGAAGGUGCGCCACCUCCCGCCCAAGGAAAUCGAAGCCAUCUGGCGUCUCCGCCACGCUGGUAACUCUCAGUCCAUCUGCGCCGUCAUCCCCGUCGAAACCUACCAGCGCAUCGCCUCCGUCGCUCGCCAGAACCCGCAGUUCAUCCUGCCCCUGCCCCGCACACAACCCGCGGAGGGCGAAAGCGAUGCACCGGAGAACACCGGCGUCGGCGCGGACAUCCAUUUCCUCCAGUGGGCCUUCCACCCCCCGGCUUCGGCCCCGUCUACGACCGCAUCCCCCGGUUCUCUGGCCAAUGCGCACACCUCCACGAUUAUCUUCACCCCGCUUGCCGCCUACAAGCUGCACGGCUCCUUCGCGCAGCCGCACACAACCAUUACGCACCAUCUGGAUCUUGCGGAUGACAAGGGUCUGGUUCUCAUGCAUGGACAGGUGAUGCCGGACUCCGGAGUGUCGAGCUCGGAGGCUAGCUGGUUGGUCAGCUGUGUCCAACGGUUCUAUGACUUCGAGGGCCAGGCUAGUGGUCGGAAGGGAGAGCUGCUGCGCAUGUUCACCCAGGGUGACGUACAGGGCUUCAAGAUUGAGGACCUGCUGGCGGAGGCGGAGAAGUUGUAGGCUCACUUUUUUUUCGCCUGUCUUUUGUGGAUAGAUUGUAUUAUAUAUGUUUCCGAUG